This is a messenger RNA of Prorocentrum cordatum, 678 nucleotides long. Lineage: Eukaryota; Dinophyceae; Prorocentrales; Prorocentraceae. The record is from the annotation of a GenBank genome assembly.
AUGGUGGCGGCCGCAGUUCGUACCUCCUUCGACGUCUCUCCCGAGGCCGUCCACGGGGAGGUCAAGGCCAGGCUGGCCAUGGUGGAGCAAGCCCUCCCUGAGCUGGUCAAGGCAGGCCCUUGCGGAGGCCCAGCCCUCAAUGGUGAGAUAGAGGCCGUGCGCAGCACGGGCCUGCACGCGGGCAUGGGCCGCGGCGCGGAGGGCCUCCCGCAGAAUGGCAAGGAGGCCCGGCUGACGGCGGAGAGCUGCGAGUGCGAGGAGGGGCACUCCAGCGAGUCGAGCAACACCUCCGUGGCCAACCCACAGGGCAUCCUGCAGCUGGGCGCCGAGGGCGCGGAGCAGAAGCAGGUCGAAGGCAAGGUCGAGGUCAUCGGCGUCUCCGCGGCCCAGUAUGGCAAGGCCACGCAGUGGAGCAAGGACAUGGCCGAGGAGAUCGCCUCGCUGCAGCUGGCGGUGGUUCCCGACUGCAUGGUCGACGACAGGGCCGAGGAGAUUGCCUCGGUAGCGCAGCAGCUGGUGGCGGCUCGCGCCCAGUUCAACCAGUUGUGUUCCAGGAACCUCCUGGAGCGGCUGCAGAAGUGGUCUGCGGUUCAGUUCUCGGCUGGACCAGGCGGUGGGGGCCCGCUAUCCCCCAGCAUCGGCGGCUUCGGCAUCUCGUCGGUGCGCGAGUUCGUGUAG